AUGCGUGAUUUGUGUAUAACCAUUGUUGAGGAGCAUACGAAACGUUUAAGUCGCAAUUUGGCCUUAACACAGACCAGACGCCGUACCAUAACAUUUGAAAAUCCGCCACAAAAUAAGGUUCUGGAAAUAACACAACCGAAUUCGAAGACGACGAUUAUCACACAACCGAAAUCGCUGAAAAAAUCUAUUUGUACAACAACAACGACCACGGAGAGGUCAUUACGUCCGGCAAAAAAUCCAAUAACCUCCACAGUGACCACCACAACAGUUGAUGUGCCGUAUAAAAAUUUUAAAAUUUGGACCGAUUACGAUCAAGACGAAAAUCUCCAACUUCACAUAAAGGAGCAGAAGGAGAAUCGGAAAUUGGAAGAUCGCAGAGACGUGGCCAUGCGGACCAUAUGA
Molecule: messenger RNA, 402 nt
Organism: Musca vetustissima
Lineage: Eukaryota; Metazoa; Arthropoda; Insecta; Diptera; Muscidae
Exons: 1
Coding region: 1-402 (133 amino acids)
Source: RefSeq, a predicted model, not a curated record